Molecule: messenger RNA, 2738 nt
Organism: Drosophila gunungcola (fruit fly)
Lineage: Eukaryota; Metazoa; Arthropoda; Insecta; Diptera; Drosophilidae
Gene: sowah
Product: ankyrin repeat domain-containing protein SOWAHC
Exons: 10
Coding region: 109-2439 (776 amino acids)
Molecular function (GO): protein binding
Source: RefSeq, a predicted model, not a curated record
GAUGCAACAAAAUCGCUGUACGCCCAGUGCCCUGGUCGAAUGUUUUUGUUUGUUGUGUUUUUUUAUUUGUCGCGUUUAAAAGUGUUUUAAAGUGAAUUUUUAAAUACAAUGGAGCUGCCGAAGGAGUUAUCCAUUGCGGAGAUCCGGAAUUACAUGUUGGCCAACGAGUGCAAGGUGACAAAUCACGCGUUGGUGAAGCACUUCAAAAAAUUCCUCACGCACCCGCAGUCGCAAAAUGAGGCUCGCAAGCGUUUCAAAACCUAUGUUACGCUGCUCUCCACGAUAAAAAACGAGAACAAUCAGAAGUUUCUAAUACUGCGCAAGAAAUAUGUGAACGAAUGUCCCACAGAGGAAGUUGUGGAGCGCGCGGUGUCCGCCGCAUCCAGUAAUCCGGAGCCCUCGAGUCCGGGCGGGGGAUCCCUGAACUUUGACUCCCCCAUGAGGCAGCCACCGCCUUACAAGCCCCCUCCCAUGGUCACCUCCCCGCCCGGAGGAGCAGUCUCGAUUAGCAAGGAGCACCAGGAGAACUACCAGGAAUGCGUGGAUGAAUUCGCAGCUGCCAUAAAGCGCAUCGAACCCGCCCGUCUGGAGAAGCAACCGUCGGUCAAGUCAGAGGAUCCGGAGAAGAAACCCUCCCGAUCGAACUCCAUCGAUGUGACCGACAACAAGGAGAACAUACCCCGCUUUUCCUUCUCCUCGGAGGCUUCCACGGACUCCAACCCCAACGAAAAGCCGGAGAAGUCCGGCGAAGACGAUUCAAAACCCAUUGCCGUUGGCGAUGCGGCCGAGAAUCCCAUCAGCGUGAAGGAGGCCACGCGCAAGUUCAACCGGAUGGCAUCCGAAGAAGAGGCUAAAAUCAUAUCGCCGCCAGCCAAGAAGAAGCCAGAGAAGCAAUUAAUCGAGGAGAAGGAUUCGCCCGAGGUUACGCUGGCGCAUCCCAAGGCGAAAGAGUGGAUCGUCUCGAUGGCCAAGGCUAAUUACCAGGAGCUGGCCAAGAUGGCCAGCGAGUACCCGGAACUGGUUAAGCUACAGUGUCCAGCAACGACCGCAUUGCACUGGGCAGCCAAGCACGGAAACGAAGAUGUGGUUAAGCUAAUUGCCGGCACCUAUAGGGCCGAUGUAAAUGCCAGAACGAAUGGGGGUUACACACCCCUUCACUUGGCCACCCAGUUUGGAAGAGAUAACAUAUUCGAAUUGCUCUGGAAUGUAUACAAGGCCAAUCGGGACAUCAUGGACUGGAGUGGCAACAAGCCACUGGACUACAGUCGCCAGCGGUCGAGUGUCUCGGCCUCGACGUGCAGCAGUGAGUAUCAAAAGUAUUUCCUCAGUGCGGAGGUGAACAACAACUACCACCUGGGAUUGUUUGAGAGUAGUCAAAUCACCGGCGGUACACUGGGCAGUGCACUAACCCGCGGCAAGAAACGGGCUCAGAAUCGGUAUGCCACCGUGAGUGGUGCUUCGGGUGGGGGCGGCGGUGCGGUGGGUCGUUCGCAGUCGAUGAUGGUGCAGCGGAGGCACAAAAAGCCACCGGGACAGUCACUGACGGGACUCUUUAAGCCCAGCACCGAGGACAGCGAUCUGCUGCCCUGCGAAAUGGAGGGGCAUCCGGUACCCUUUCGCGGCGCCUCCACUCGACGCAAAGAGAGCUUUCUCCGCAAAACCUUUCGAGCCACCGCGGGUGGCAGCCGUCGCCAGUCCACCAAAGAAGUUGUUACUAACCCACCAGAGCUUGAAAUCAAGGCUCGCAAAAAGCAUGCAAUCGAAAAAGAUUUAGGCUUCCUGCGGAUUGGUUCGUUGAAUGUCCGGGUAAAGAAGACCACCGAGGCGUUCAGCAAUUUCUUGGGAGUGGGCAAUGGCAGUGGGGUGGCCCCGAUGGCCUAUGGCAGUGGCGGGGGAACGGGAUCGGGAGCAGCAAGUCGCCAUCACCAUCGGUCUCCCCGAGUCCCUCAUCAGCGUCAUCAUCACCACGUUGGUACGACACGGAGUCGCCAUCCGAAUCAGAGGGCAGCGAUGAGCACACCCUACGGGACGAACGGCGGGCUUCCGUCGAGGGCGAGUGUUCCCAAUAACCGGAACAUCUACGAUGGAGUCCACAAGUCGUGGGGAUCGGCGGACAAUAUACCCCAGCGAUCGGAGGACCUGAUGCCGCCGCCCAAGACGGUGGAUUACAUUAGCAAGCGGAAUAAGUCUUCGAAGCGUUCGUCAUACGCCUCGAAUGCCACCGAUUCGCCACGUGACUCCAUCUGCUCCUCGAACUCGAGUUCCAAUUUGAACGGUGGCUAUAGUAGCAUGCCCACCACUCCGAAUCAGUUGCGGGCUCCCAAAGGAAUCGCCACAUCCUUCGCCGUGGAUUCCGAUUCGGACUCCGCCUGUGGAUUUGACUCCAGUUGGUCGGUAAAUUGUCGUGGCUCUUCAAGCAGCAACCCAUCACAAUGCUAAUAACGUGAAUAAAUGUUUUAGAUCACAAGCCUAAUAUGUCUACAUACCAUACAACUUAUAACAUUGACCAAGUAAUCAUGAAAGUAUUUGUUUUUCGAUAAACUAACGCAUAUCUAUUUUAUUAAGAAAACAUUGUUUAAGAUUACCAUUUUUUGUGUUUGUAAAAGUUCAAUUCUAACGAUAUAUUGCUUAGAACUUAAGUUUGCAUUGGCUUUAAGGCCAAAAUCCUUUCAAUGAUUUAUGUAUUCUUUACUUUUAUAAAUUAAAAAUUCUUAUCUGUUUGUUGCAUUUAAAAAAUA